AUCCCCGCAUGGGAUUCGAACCUGCGAACCCACGAAGGGUAAUCAGAGAUGCGGUGGUGAGCGAACGCUUAGCACGAUGCGCCACACCGCCGGGCCGUAAACAAUAUAAUUUUUAAUGGUCUGGUAUAAAAACCGUAGCAUUUGUCUUCAAUAUUUUUAAAAUCGGUGAAAUUUUUGAACCCAAAAUAUAAUCAAACGAAUGUAAUCACGACAAAAGUAUGCAUUUCGAAAACAGACGAUUCAAUAUGAUGAGAAAACUUCCUGCGGUCUUUUUGAUAUCAUGCGAGUAUAGCAAGGCUCUAAUGAAGUUUUUGCAAGGUGCAGCAGAGUGUUGAGUUCCACACAAUUUCUCUGUUUGGCAUUUAUGAGAGAUAAUGAUAAAAAGAUUUUGUGCAAAAAACUGCAGUAAUUUAAUGGCUUUGUCACCGAGCUCGGGAUAUUGUUUUUGAGCAAUUAUCCAAAACUGUGGCAAUGGCAUCUAGCCGAUCGAGGCUUGAAAUGGGCGUAGUAACUCUGACCCAGUUUGGGUCAGUAAUAGCAAUUAAAUUUCGCAAAAUAUAUGUACAGGCGAUCAGUGUCUUAAAUUUUGCAAUUGAAGUAUAAUAUUGGAAUAUAUUAGGCGGACCGAAAAGAAGGAGGACGCGGAACGACGGUUGCAUUGCCUUAUUUACCCACCAGUACAUAUCUCAUCAAAAUUCGGGAUAUGUAUUCUUGUAAUGCGAGUAAAUAUUUAAUAGAUUGAGUAAUCUUCGUUACCGGGUUUUUAAUUAUUCUGUGCAUGGAACACGACGCGCAAAGUAAAUAUUUAAGUAUUCUAUAUGAUGGGGUUCUUGUUAAUAACUUAGUUAUUCAUCAACUCUUCUCGUACAAGAAAUAAGCUUCAGCUAUGGCCAUUUAGCUUUAUGCAUGACAGUUGUAGAUCUUUGUAUCUAAAACGCUGAGAUGAGAAGAAAGAAAAUAACAUGAUGCGUGAAACGCAAUUAUUUCUUUGAAAGUGAUUCUUGUUCGCAAUCGAGCAAUUUUUUUUCUAUAAUCGAGAUAGCACGCAUCUAGUUAACGUUACUUUUUCUAUGAGAAAUGACGAAGAUUUUUGCUGUAUAAAUCGUUGUCCAUAGUUUAUGACUGGACACAGUUUCUAAUUAUCUUUGUCUAUAGUUUUAUAAAUUCAUAAUCUAAUUACUUCACCUAGGAAUAAAUAAAUAUGGCAGAAAGCUCCCGUUUAACCCCUCGCAUGCUAGCGAAUCUUGAAGAAGACGUCUAUGUAGUAAAUUAUCUGGAAGGGAGAAAGACGAUAUUUCUUGGAUUAGGGAUAGCACAAGUGGUAAUAUGUGGAAUUGGUGUGAUCCUAUCUGCCAUCGCUGUCCCUGCCUUUGUCUUUGUGGCGUCAGAGCCUAUUGUCUCUGGAGCUUUUUUGAUAACUAUGGCUAUUAGACCAACUAAAUGGCUAGCUGCUGUAAAUCUUGUUCUGUCGAUUCUUUCCACCAUUGCCGGUUUUUACGGAUUUGUUGUUGCAUGCAUCAUUCUGUCAGAAGGAGAUUACGUUGGAAUAGGUGUUGUCUUUCUUCUAUUUUACAUGGCUCUCAUGACGCUAUUCAGUAUGGCUGCAAUCUAUGCCUCUCUUGCUUUGAGCUGUUGUGUUUGCUGUAGAAGAGGACCUGUUUCUUUACAGGGAAUUCCAGUGACUUCUUACUCCGGAGGAGCAGUUGCAUAUCCUGCUCAGCCAGGGCUGGCAACAGUCACAGUCAACAAUGACACACUGCCUCCAGUAGCACCGGCGUCCCAAACAUUUUCUGUGAACACGUAACGUCGUAAUUCGAGAUAAACGUUUGAUUUUAAACCACCAGAAAACUAGGCAUGUUUAACUAUGUAAUUAUUUAUUCUAUAAUAUGAUUUGCAGGACCUUUAAUUCACUGUUGUACUAAUUGUACACUGUGCUGUCUGUACCGUACGUGUUGAAACUACAUCAUACUGUACACAAAUUUACUCGAUACCCAAGCGAAGGACAUGGCUGAGAGGUAAUAGUUGAUCUUCCUCACGUUACUGACACAACUAUAUCUUUAAGACCUUUUUUCAGGAUUACUUUUACUUCCUCCAUACGUACCUUAUCUCGACUUCUUUGAUUUUGUCCAUCUCAUAAAGACGUUGCAAACUUUCUAACGUCAUGGGUUUAUACAGAAGUAAUCCAUAAAGCCGUAGCUGAUUGCGAUUGACAAGUUAUAGUGUAGUCCUCUAACGUAAUUUGUGUGUUGUUUUCAAUUCAGUUCAUGCAAUAAACCUGAAAUUUUCAUAUUAUGAAACUAAGAGUAAACAAGGAUACUACCGCUAAAUACUGGUAUUACACUGAACAAGACAGCUAUUCUGAAAUAUAUACCUUGACUAAUGACUUACGUACUACAGCAAUAAGCUAUGCACCAUUCCCAGAAAUAUGUGAUCAUUCUAAUAAAAAUGGCAAUUAAUUCACAUUUCCAACUCACGUGGUAGGGCGGAAGCUGAGCGCCGGAAUUAUCGAGAAGAUGGCGGGCCGCGGGGGAAUUUGACGCAAUUCAACAAGGAUUAACUGUCAAAGCAGUGGCAAGAUAGUCUUGGGGGAAAAAAAACGACAAUACAGCUUAAUUAUAUGGCGUACCACGGCAUGUUGUUCGGUACCCAGUCCAUGUCGGCAGGGCCAAACUAGUCUGCUGCCCGGGGCGAGUUUUUGAUAAUGCUGCCCCUCAUAUCUAACUUCUAAAAUGAUUUGGGUGAUAAACAGAAUAUAGAUGUCGUUAUACACGAGAAUAAAUUCAAUAAAGGUCGAAAUAAAAAAG
This is a messenger RNA of Styela clava, 2804 nucleotides long. RefSeq lists its product as uncharacterized. The record is from RefSeq and is a predicted model, not a curated record. NCBI's taxonomy places the organism in Eukaryota, Metazoa, Chordata, Ascidiacea, Stolidobranchia, Styelidae.